This is a messenger RNA of Hydractinia symbiolongicarpus, 1879 nucleotides long. RefSeq lists its product as uncharacterized. The record is from RefSeq and is a predicted model, not a curated record. Lineage: Eukaryota; Metazoa; Cnidaria; Hydrozoa; Anthoathecata; Hydractiniidae. The coding region runs from base 133 to 957 and encodes 274 amino acids. The transcript has a single exon. Gene Ontology annotation, molecular function: phosphatidylcholine lysophospholipase A1 activity.
AUAGGAAUCGUGUCUGGAAUCUCUCUUGAGUUUCGAGUUAAGUUUACUUGGUCGCAACGAGUUUAAUGAAUUUUACGAGUCUGGAAUGCCUCUUGAAGUUGAUUUUUAUUUUGGUUUUAUUUUCGCAGCAAGAUGAAAGAUUUACAUGUGAAAAGCGUACUAAUAUUUGUAACACUCUCCGUGCUGAUCUAUAUGAGUUAUCAAUGGAUUGUGUACUCACAUUUUCCAACAAACAAAAAGAUAACAAUACUUGCUUUUGGUGACAGUUUAACUGAAGGUAAUACACGAUAUCAAAACAGACGAGCCUGGUUUCCAUAUACGUUACAACUGAAGAAACGAAUCAGUAAAGACUUUCCUAAUAUGGAAGUUACUAUUGUCAAUCGUGGAAUAGCUGGAGAUAAAGCUGCGAACAUGGCUGAUCGUUUAAAGAAAGCUUUAAAGGAAAGAAAAUUUGAUAUAGCUGUUAUAUUGGCCGGUACUAAUGAUUAUAUACAAAUGGUUCGAGAUAACCAAGACACAUGGGCGAGACAAGACUUGAAGGUGGCAAUAUCAGCGACAUUCAGUGCCCAAAAGUUAUUACGAAUAAAUAGAACCAGUAAUGUUAUUAUGAGAGAUGUUUUAUUGUUGCAUAAACACUGCCACUAUAAUAACGUUAAAACUGUUGCCAUGACCAUACCAGAAAUAGACUUCGAGCAAAACAAUGACUUGAGGGUAUAUUUUAAUCAUCGAAAUAAAAUAAAUGAAAAACUUAAGUUUUACGCUCAACGUUUUAGCAAGCAAACCAUUUUUGUUGACUUGGCAAAUGAGAUGCCUUUGUUAAAUUUAACACCAGAGAAAAGAAAAAAGUACUGGGCUGACGGUCUGCAUUUUACUCGGAAAGGUUACGGUAAAGUGGCGGAUAUUAUAUACAAGAAGAUCAAAAAUACAAUCAAAGAAAUUUCAUAUGCGAAACGUUAACUGCCUUCAAUAUUAACAGAGUGUCUACCACAAGUUACAAAUUUUGAAAUCAGAUAAGGUGUUCUUGAGGCGGUGAUACACGAUCCGAAUAAUCGAAUUCGAUUAGUCGAAUUCGAUUUUUAAAAAGAAGACUUUUUCGAUUAAUCGAAAGGUUUUUAGCCAAUCAAAAUCCUUAAAGUCUGGACAUCAAAUGCGCGUUUAAAAAAUGUGAGUUUCUAUAUAAAAAAUAAACAUUAGUAGAGGAACUCUAAAAACAUAAUGUCGUCAAAAAAGGAUAAAACAGAAAUUUCCAAGAUUUUUAUCAGUAAAUGAAGCUUAUUAGAAAAGUAACAAAUAACACACUUCGUUUCUAACGUUUUCUUAAAUAUUUAGUUGUUUUAAUAACUGUAACAGCAGCAAAUUUAACUCUGUCUUCGCUCUCUGAAGACAUUUUAUCGAAAGGAAAUUUUCAAAAAUCUGUCCAGUUUUUAAAAUGUUUAAUAUAUUUUGAUAAAUCGAAUUCGAUUAAUGUGAUCGUGUAUCACCGCCUAGGAAGACUUUUCAAAUCACGUUCUAAAAAACCGUAUUAUUCCACUUAAUAUUUGUUAUUAGCUUUUAACAGACCAAGUUUAACAAUGACAUUUUUAGGUAUUUUUUUUACAUCACAUUCGUUAUAUACCCAGGUAUUUCCUUUACGUCCGUGUGAUACGGGAACUAGAAAUAUUGCAAAAAUUAUAGUAAAAAGUAAAAAGACAUUGAAUAACUUACAAGAAAUGUCAAAAAACAAAACAAAAAAUUUUUACAAAAGUGACAGGAGCCCUGAUUAAUAACACGACGUACAUAACACGCGAUUGGCACCGGUUAAAUAAAUCGCUAUUUAUAUUUAUUUUUAUAACUGAUGUAAUUUUCUAUUUAUUAACUGCACGUAAUAUUUUUUUACGAA